CCGACAACAUCUAGGAUGUAGUUUGUUGCUGCAGUGCAUUUUGACUACAGCUGAUAAACAUAUAACAUAGAUGAUAUUUUACCCGAGAGCUGAUCUAUGAUAGUACGAUGGCUGAGUCUCCAGACUGUCGGAGUCUUGUUUCUGCGUCAUCACAGCUCAAUUUAAUGGAAAUAGAGGCGAUUGACGAUAAAGAGUUUGACAUCCCUCAAGUGGACACACCUCCGACCCUAGAAAGCAUCCUAAAUGAGCCUGAAGAUGAGGAUGAGCCAUUCAUUUUAGAGGACACAUGUCUUUUGAACACUGAGAACAUUGAUGCCCACUCAUGUGAGACCUCUUCCCUGGCCAGCUCUGACAGUGGAGACCGAACACACUUAAAGAGGAGGAGGAAAGCAGUGGAAACUAAUGCUACAGUGCACGGAUCUGUUCUUAGACGCAAUGUGCUGAAGGGCAUCUCAGCUCAGAUAGUAUCUGCUGCAGAUAAAGUUGAUGCUGGCUUGCCCACAGCGAUAACUGUUUCAAGUGUGAUUGCUGUAGGAACAUCUCAUGGUCUGGCCUUAGUGUUUGAUCAGAACCAGGCUCUGCGUCUGUGUCUGGGCACUACAGCGACGGGAGCAGAAUAUGGUGCUGUGUCGGCUCUCAGCAUUAAUCACGACUGCACACGACUGCUGUGUGGCUUUGCCAAAGGACAAAUCACCAUGUGGGAUCUGGCCAAUGGGAAGCUGCUGCGCACUAUUACUGAUGCCCAUCCACCUGGCACUGCCAUACUACAUGUGAAAUUCACUGACCACCCAGCGCUGGCUGUGUGUAAUGACAGUGGCGGAUCAGUUUUUGAGCUGUCAUUCAGGAGGGUGAUGGGGAUGAGGACAUGUGAAUCCAGGUGUUUAUUCAGUGGUUCCAAAGGUGAGGUGUGCUGUGUUGAACCUCUACAUGCUGGAGCUGAACUCAAAGAUCAUCCCAUUACCCAGUACUCCCUGCUGGCCAUGGCGUCACUCACCAAGAUUCUGCUGAUAGGACUGAAGCCUUCACUCAAAGUGUGGAUGACGUUUCCUUACGGCAAGACGGAUCCUGCAAGCGUACCCUUGUUGGCUUGGCAGUUUGUGGCAGCACAGAAAGCAAUCAACCCAGUUCUGGCUUUCUGUAGAGGAGACACCAUCAACUUCCUACUGGUUAAAAAAGACGAGUCUGGCACCGUCCAUGUCAUCAAACAGAGGCAGCUCCAACUCAACUGUGACCUCAUCAGCCUGAGCUGGAUAAACUCUCGGACGCUUGUGUUGAUGGACAGCACAGAGAAACUGAGAGUAGUGGACAGACCCAGUCAGGAGGAGCUGGAAACUGUGGACAUGGCUGAGCUUCAGCUGGUUUACAAUAGUAGCCAUUUCAAAUCCCUCGCUACUGGUGGAAAUGUCAGCCAAGCACUGGCUCUAGUUGGAGAGAAGACAUGUUACCAGUCUGUUUGCAGCUAUGCGGGCCAGAUUAUGUAUCUUGGAACAAAGUCUGUGCACAUCAUGACCCUGAGGAACUGGCGUGAGCGUGUGGACUAUCUGUUGAAGCAGGAGAAGUUCAUGGAGGCUCUGUCUCUUGCCUGGUCCUUUCAUGAAGGCACUGCCAAAGCUGUAUUAGGUCUAUUUGCAGACCCUGCUAAGAGAAAAGGUGUGGUUGCAGACAAGAUGGUGGAAAUUUUGUUACAGUAUGUGGAGCGCUCUCUGAAAAAGUGUCCAGAGCAGGGGAAAAUCCAGGUGAUGGAGCAGCACUUCCAGGAUGUGGUUCCUGUCAUGGUGGAUUAUUGUCUCCUUCUUCAGAGGACGGACUUGCUGUUUAACCAGAUCUACCCUCGUCUGGUGGAGAACUGUGUAGCUCGGGGUGUUUUUCUGGAGAGUCUGGAGCCCUACAUUCUGAGCGAGCGGAUUGGCUGUCUAACUGCUCCUGUCAUGAGAGACCUGCUCAGUUAUUUCCAGGAGAACGGCAUGAUGGAUAGCGUGGAGGGAUGCCUGGUCCACAUGGACAUCACCAACCUGGACAUACAACAGGUGGUGCAGAUGUGCUGGGAUAACCAGCUCUAUGAUGCCAUGAUUUACGUCUUCAACAGUGGCAUGAAUGAUUACAUUAGCCCCAUGGAGAAACUCUUUCAGGCGAUUGGUCCUCCUCUGCAUGAAGGAAAGCCUCUCACAGAUGAGCAUGUCAUAAUGGGGAAUAAACUGCUGGUGUACAUCAGCUGUUGUUUGGCAGGACGUGCCUAUCCGCUAGGUGACAUUCCUGAAGAUCUGGUCCCUCAGGUGAAAAACCAGGUGUUUGAGUUUCUCAUUCGUCUGCACUCUGUGGAGGCUGCACAGGAAGAGGAAGUGUAUCCCUACAUCCGAACACUCCUGCACUUUGACACUCGAGAGUUCCUCAACGUUCUGGCACUGACAUUCGAGGACUUCAAGAAUGACAAACAGGCUCUGGAAUAUCAGCAAAGGAUUGUGGACAUUUUACUAAAGGUUAUGGUGGACAAUUCUGACUUCACCCCAUCUCAGGUCGGCUGUCUUUUCACCUUCUUGGCGCGACAACUUGCCAAACCUGAUAAUACCCUCUUUGUUAACCGGAAGCUGUUUGACCAGGUUCUGGAGUUUCUAUGUAGUCCAGAUGAUGACUCUAGACAUACUGAAAGACAGCAGGUUCUACUGGAGCUGCUGCAGGUUGGUGGUGUGGUCCAGUUUGAUGAAGGACGUCUGCUUUACCUUGCUGAGAAGGCAGAAUUUUAUCAAAUCUGCGAGUUCAUGUAUGAAAAAAAGCACCUUUAUGACAAAAUUGUUGACUGCUACCUGAAAGACCCUUUGAGAAAGGAGGAGCUCUUCAACUACAUCCAUAAUAUCCUGUCCAUGCCUGGCUACAGCUCAGAGGAGAAACAUUCUGUGUGGGUCAAAGCCCUUCAGCACUUCAAGGAUCUGGUUCGAAUCAAUGCGGCUAAGACAGCAGAGCUGGUGGCGGUGCACUUUGCAGACGAGGUGCACUCCAUCAUCACAUCGCUACAGGACAACUAUUUGGUGUUCCAGUUUCUGAAGUGCCUUCUGGACCCCAGCUCCAGAGAGGGUCUAAAUUCUCAAACAGUCCUGAAAUUUGGCCCUGAUCUUCAUGAGCUCUUAGUGGAUCUUCUGUGCCAGUUUAGUCCUCAGCAGGUCAUUGUCUUCCUUAAGACGUCUCAGGACUACAGACUGGAGGAGGCCAUCCAGAUCACAGAGAAACACAAGCUGCAUGAGGCCACAGCCUACCUGCUGGAGAGGAAGGGAGAUGUGCAGGGAGCUUUUCAAGUCCUGCUGCAGACCCUGAAGGGCAAACUCCACAAACUUGCCCUGAAAAGCUCUGACUCAGACAAGCCUGAUGGUGAGGAGGAGGAGACAGCUGAUGAAGUGCAGAGUCUGUUACAAAGAGUGGAGGAAGCUCUGCAUGACAUCAUUGCUUUGUGUCAGAGGAGCUCAAGCGGCCUCAACCAGCAGCAGAGAGAGGCUCUGUGGUUUCCUCUCCUAGAGGCAAUGAUGUCACCACAGAAGCUACUCAGAGGAGCAGAUGCCAUACACACAUCAGAAGCACUAAAAGACCUCACUAUGAAAGUCUUAAACAGCAUGUCCAGUUUUAUCGCUCCACCUGCCAUCAUUCAGCGCAUCCUACAGGAUCCUGUAUAUGGGAAAGGAAAACUGGCUGAGAUCCAGGGGCUCAUUUUAGGAAUGCUGGAAACUUUCAACUAUGAACAGACGUUGUUGGAGACCACCACAAAUCUGUUGAACUCAGAUCUUCACUGGUCUCUUUCACACUUGCGCAAGGCAGUCAGUAAAGGUCUUCAUCCAAGACAGGACCACUGCAACAUCUGCUUACAGCAGUACAAAAGACAUCAGGAGAGCGAGGAGGAAAUCAUUAUCUUCAGCUGUGGACACCUGUACCAUUGCCAGUGUCUGCAGCGUAAAGAGACAGGUGUUUUGAGUGAGAGGCAGUACCCAUGGAGCUGCUACAAAUGCACAUCCAACCAGGGCUCACGUCCAGCGGACAGAGCCAGCGCUGAAAGCUCACGAUCACGCUCUGCUUCUCUGGCCCAGAACAAAGUGACAUCUGCUCAUCGUGGGAUCAUGGCAGAGGCUCACGGGAGAAAGAUGUUGACUGAAGCCACUUUGGAUGCCCAGCAGACACAGGCCUGGGAUCAGUUCCGCACUAUCUACAGAGGACCAUCUCGGCUUGCUGUUUUGACAGAACUCACCCAUUCUCAUGGCACUGAGAGAGCCGGUUUGUCGAACCCUGCCCAUCCAGGAACAGGAAGCAUUUACCACAGCGAGAACUUUCAGUUAAAGCUCACUCCUCCGCCACUGGUAGAGGAAUAGAUGACUCCGUCCACUGUUACGAAUCUUAAUAAAGCACUACCAUGUCUGUACAGAAAUAAUGUUUGACAUUGUGUGUUUUAACAAACUAGCAAUGCUUUGUUAGUCAUCAUUUAGUAGAUUCAAGUAACAUUUACACUUUACUACCUGAAGCAUACAAUGACAAAAAGGUGUUUAUGGAUGUAUAAGCCUGCGUUAGUAUUGUUACAUAGCAUUCACUAUGGGUAAGAACCAGAUGGUGGUAGAAGCUUUGCAUUUUUAAUGAAGAACU
Messenger RNA from Danio aesculapii, 4614 nucleotides. RefSeq names its product VPS8 subunit of CORVET complex (gene vps8). NCBI's taxonomy places the organism in Eukaryota, Metazoa, Chordata, Actinopteri, Cypriniformes, Danionidae. Gene Ontology annotation, cellular component: CORVET complex; late endosome; HOPS complex. The coding region runs from base 108 to 4346 and encodes 1412 amino acids. The record is from RefSeq and is a predicted model, not a curated record. Gene Ontology annotation, molecular function: protein binding. The transcript is spliced from 45 exons. Gene Ontology annotation, biological process: protein targeting to vacuole; endosomal vesicle fusion.